This is a messenger RNA of Gavia stellata (red-throated loon), 1296 nucleotides long. It is a transcript of the gene MED27, whose product is annotated as mediator complex subunit 27. The transcript is spliced from 8 exons. Gene Ontology annotation, cellular component: mediator complex. Gene Ontology annotation, molecular function: transcription coactivator activity. NCBI's taxonomy places the organism in Eukaryota, Metazoa, Chordata, Aves, Gaviiformes, Gaviidae. The coding region runs from base 1 to 939 and encodes 312 amino acids. The record is from RefSeq and is a predicted model, not a curated record. Gene Ontology annotation, biological process: regulation of transcription by RNA polymerase II.
AUGGCGGAGGGGGUGCUGAGCCCCGGGGUGAACCUGGAGGCCUUCUCCCAGGCCAUCGCAGCUAUCCAGGCGCUGCGCUCCAGCGUGACGCGGGUCUUCGACUGCCUCAAGGAUGGGAUGCGGAACAAGGAGACCCUGGAGGGUCGCGAGAAGGGCUUCGUGGCCGCCUUCCAGGAGAGCCUGCACUCCGUCAGCCGCGACCUGGGUGAAUUGGAGCGUCUCAGCAACCUAGUUGGUAAACCAUCUGAGAACCAUCCCCUGCACAAUAGUGGACUGUUGAGCCUAGAUCCUGUUCAGGACAAAACACCUCUUUACAGCCAACUUCUUCAAGCCUACAAAUGGUCAAAUAAGUUGCAGUACCAUGCCGGGCUAGCAUCUGGCCUUUUGAAUCAGCAGUCUUUGAAACGUUCAGCCAACCAGAUGGGAGUAUCUGCAAAACGCCGACCAAAAGCCCAGCCAACAACUCUUGUCUUACCUCCUCAAUAUGUUGAUGAUGUGAUCAAUCGCAUUGAUAGGAUGUUCCCUGAAAUGUCUAUCCAGCUGUCCCGGCCAAAUGGAACCUCGGCAAUGCUUCUGGUUACCUUAGGAAAAGUGUUAAAAGUGAUAGUGGUGAUGCGGAGCCUCUUCAUUGACCGGACAAUAGUAAAAGGGUACAAUGAAAAUGUCUAUACUGAAGAUGGCAAGCUUGACAUAUGGUCUAAAUCCAACUAUCAAGUUUUUCAGAAGGUGACAGAUCAUGCGACCACUGCUCUAUUGCACUACCAGCUGCCUCAAAUGCCAGAUGUGGUAGUCAGAUCUUUCAUGACCUGGUUAAGAAGUUACAUAAAGCUGUUCCAGGCUCCAUGCCAGCGCUGCGGAAAGUUUCUGCAGGAUGGCCUGCCACCCACGUGGAGGGAUUUCCGAACACUUGAAGCUUUUCAUGACACUUGCAGGCAAUAGUAGUCCAGCCGUAGAGAGGCGAGGAGUGACCAAUCUGUCGGGCUCGCAAGAGAGCUGAUGGUUUAAUAGGUGGUUCCAUUUCUGAACCUUUCAUCCUGUACUAAGUAGUGAGGUUGCACCAAUACAUUUGAUUAUUUAAAAGCCAUCAGUCUGCAAGGUACAUGUGAGACUAGUGUAUUUCGAAGAAGAUGGUAAGAAGCAUCACUUGAUGCUUCUGAGGUGAAACAGUAUGUCUGGGGAGAUCUGACAUUAAUAAUCGUUAUUCUAAACCUUAAUGAAAAUACUUGUGUACAGUUUGUGUUUUGUGACAGAAUUUGCAAUGUUGAAGACUUUUAUAAGCUUGAAAUAAAUUUUGUA